Messenger RNA from Pochonia chlamydosporia 170, 1554 nucleotides. RefSeq names its product beta-glucuronidase. The record is from RefSeq and is a predicted model, not a curated record. The transcript has a single exon. The coding region runs from base 1 to 1554 and encodes 517 amino acids. NCBI's taxonomy places the organism in Eukaryota, Fungi, Ascomycota, Sordariomycetes, Hypocreales, Clavicipitaceae.
AUGGCGCCUAACAGUCUUCUAACCGCCUUGCUAUUCUCAGCAGCUUGUCACGCCACAACCACCUACUCUGUCCCGGAGCAAACGAAAGCGGCCAAAUACAUUGAUCCUGAUUUUCCCGGUCUAGCUUUCGAGCAAGCCUCUCUCGUUGAAUACGCUUUAUACAACAAUGGAAGCGUCAACCAAUUCUCCCUCAACCUCAUUGACUCCAUCUACAAACGCACAGGAGGCAAACCGCUGAUUCGGCUGGGUGGUACCAGUGCCGACUAUGCGCACUAUAUACCGAACCAAAAAGACGCUGCACUUCCUCGAGCAGAGGUAGAUAACUUCCAGGAUGUCGGAAACACGACCAUCGGACCGUCGUAUUGGACGCUGACCAAGAAUUUCCCCCGUGCCAAGUUUAUUGUUCAAUUACCCAUGGCGAUUGCCAAUGUUGAUGAAGCAGUAACAUGGGCUCGGACCUCGGCCGCAGGCAUUGGCAUGGACAGAAUCCAUUCCUUUGAAGUAGGCAAUGAGGCAGAUUUGUAUCCAGAUCCAAAACUCUUGCCUCCUACAUACCAGGCACAUUUAAACAACAAGACAUAUGUAGGCAACUUUACCAAAUAUGCCGCCGCCAUUGCCAAAGCAGUCAAGCUUCCAUGUGGCCCAUUCUUCCAAGCAUUCGACACUUCCUCACACUUGGGUCUCGUCAACAACGGCGACGCAACGGCUUUUCAUGUCCCAACCUGCUUUGAUCUAGGCAUCAAUAAAGACAAUAUUGUCAAAACCGUCGCCCAGCACUUUUACCAGACAAACGUUGGACACGCAGAAAACCUUGCCAGCGGACUCAUGAACCACACUUCCAUCAAACACCGUCUAGAUAAUUUCCGCCCCGCGAUAGAUUAUCUUGCGAAAAACCAUCCCAAGAUUCCAUUCAUUCUUUCCGAGGUUGGGAACUCGCUCAACCCGAAACACGACUACCUCUACCAAGCUACUCUCGGCUCUGCGCUAUGGCAAGUCGACUUUCAACUAUACGGCCUAUCCGUGGGUAUCGAACGAUUCAACUUUCAGCAAAUCAUGCAUUCUGGAUUCGACCUCUGGCUGCCCGUCGAAUCAGCCGGCAUGAAACCACAGGUGUUUUCCAACUUUUACGCCCAGCCAUUUGCGACUGAUUUCGUCGGUUCCUCUGGCAAAGCUACCGUUCGGUUUAUCAACAUGCCUGGGUUUGAUGCCCAGGUCCCAGCGUAUGCGGCAUACGAAAACGGCAAGAUUAAAAGAGUGUCAAUUGUCAAUAUGAACUAUUGGGUUCCGGGACAGGGUGAUCGCAAAACUACAGUGGUUCCCCUCCAGUUUGGUGCGGAUGUCAAGUCCGUGACGGUUCAGCACCUCAACAGUCCGGGUGGUGCGAGCGCGCAGGCGGAUUCUAUUAGUUAUGCUGGGAGUAGAUGGACGUAUGAGAGUGUUGGAAAGGAGCAAAAGGAUUGGCGACAUGAUACACAGACAUUGAAGGUGGAUAGAGGAGCGGUAAACGUUGGGGUUCAAUACAGCGAGGCUGUGAUUAUACACCUUGAUCAGUAA